Molecule: messenger RNA, 1547 nt
Organism: Anolis sagrei ordinatus
Lineage: Eukaryota; Metazoa; Chordata; Lepidosauria; Squamata; Anolidae
Gene: CYP7A1
Product: cytochrome P450 family 7 subfamily A member 1
Biological process (GO): cholesterol homeostasis; cholesterol catabolic process; cellular response to glucose stimulus
Cellular component (GO): intracellular membrane-bounded organelle
Molecular function (GO): iron ion binding; cholesterol 7-alpha-monooxygenase activity; heme binding
Source: RefSeq, a predicted model, not a curated record
GCCUUAAGAUGUUAGCCUUGCUUUUCUUAUGGGGAGCAGUGGUGAUGCUCAGCUGUAGCUGCUGGUUUUUUCUGAGAAGAAGGAGACGUCCAAAUGAGCCACCCUUAGAGAAUGGGAUGCUGCCCUACCUUGGAUGUGCUUUGCAGUUUGGAACCAAUCCAUUCCAAUUCCUCAGGGCAAGAGAAAAGAAAUACGGUCCAAUUUUCACUUGUCAACUGGCUGGCAAAUACGUCCAUUUUCUCACAGAUCCCUUUUCGUAUCAUGCAGUUAUGCAACAUGGAAGGCACCUGGAUUGGAAGAAGUUCCACUUUGCGACCUCUGCAAAGGCAUUUGGACAUGGGAGUAUUGACCCAAGUGAUGGAAACACUACUGAGAAUAUGCAACAGACCUUCACUAGAACAUUGCAGGGCAAUGCGUUAACAUAUCUCAGUGAGGCCAUGAUGGAAAACUUGCACUAUGUUAUGGUGGAAUCUAGAGAAGCAAAAAUGAGCUCCAGUGACUGGGUCACUGAUAAACUUUAUGAGUUUUGCUGCUGUGUGAUGUUUGAAUCUGGGUUUUUAACCCUCUUUGGUACAGAGUUUAACUCAAACUAUGGGAAGAUCCUUUCUUCUACCCAAAAAAACCAGAGAGCAUCCAUCCUCCAUGCCCUGGAGAACUUCAAAGCCUUUGACCAAAUCUUUCCAGCUCUUGUAGCAGGUCUACCAAUCCACCUAUUCAAAAAUGCCCACAGUGCACGAGAGAAGCUAGCUGAAGCUCUGCUCCAUGAGAACCUUAAAAAAAGAGAAAACAUUUCUGAACUUAUUUCUCUUCGCAUGUUCUUGAAUGACACUCUCUCCACUUUUAAUGACAAGGAAAAAGCAAAGACCCAUCUUGCAGUUCUGUGGGCUUCACAAGCCAAUACAAUACCUGCUACCUUUUGGACCGUGUUCCAUCUUCUUCGAAAUCCAAAAGCAUUGGAAGCAGCUACUGAAGAGGUGAAAAGGACUUUACAAAAUGUUUCAGGAAAUAUUGGUUCAAAUAGGAAUCCAAUUCCCUUGAAUAGAAAACAACUGGAUGACAUGCCUGUGUUAGAUAGCAUUAUCAAAGAAGCAAUAAGGCUCUCCAGUGCAUCCAUGACAGUGAGAGUUGCCAAGGAAGAUUUCACGUUGCAAUUAUGCAGCAGCUCCUACAAUAUCCGCAAAGAUGACAUUGUAGCUCUCUAUCCCCAGCUGUUGCAUUUUGAUCCAGAAAUCUAUUCUGAUCCUAUGACAUUCAAGUAUGAUCGUUACCUUAAUGAAAAUGGAGAAGAAAAGACAGUUUUUUACCGCAAUGGGCACAGAUUGAAAUAUUAUUAUAUGCCAUUUGGAACAGGACUUGCAAAAUGCCCAGGAAGACUCUUUGCAGUUCAUGAAAUCAAGCAAUUUUUGACUUUGUUGCUUUCCUAUUUUGAAGUGGAGCUCACUGACAGCAACGUGGCGUGCCCUUCUUUAGACCAAUCGCGGGCAGGACUUGGUAUCUUACAGCCUAUAAGUGACAUUAAUUUCAAGUACAGAUUCAAAGUUCUGUGA